ACAAGAACUCUAGCAUCAGUUGGCCAGCAGCCCCGGAGGGAUAAUCAACAAGCAGCACCUCUAAUUCCGGGUUUGAGUCGUUUGUCUCUGUGCGCGCGCGCGUCCUCUAACAGGUUGAACCAAGACACACCUGCAGGGAGAAGAAAGGAAGCCUUGUGUUCCCUCGAACACCAUUCUUCACUCCAUCUUUGCCCUCUGCGGACGACGGAGGGGACAGAAAGAUUUUCCUGGCUUUUUCUAAAAGGCUUUUUUUGAUUAAUUUCAUCAUGAAUAUGUGGAUUGUUCUCGCCAUCGUUGCCUUCGCGGCCGGAGCCUCAGCCCAAAGUUGUUCAUGUGCAACAAUGAAGUGGGCCACCUGUGACGGUGAGGGAGCUGCAUGCGGUUGCAGCAUUCUGAUUGGCGACAGCAACCCCCAACCUCUGAACUGCAGCGCACUGAUCCCCAAGUGCUUCUUGAUGAAGGCUGAAAUGUACAGAGCCAAGAAGGGCCUGGACACGCGUAGCGGUGGGAAGCCGGUGGAGUCGGCCUUUGUGGACAACGACGGCAUCUACGACCCAGAUUGCGAGAAUAACGGCAAGUUCAGGGCCAAGCAGUGCAACAACACCGAGGAGUGCUGGUGCGUCAACAGCGCCGGCGUCCGUCGUACCGACAAGGGAGACAAGAAUCUCGUGUGUGAGAAGCUGGUGGAGACCCACUGGCUCCGUCUGCAGCUGACGCACAAACCGGUUACGACUCCGCUGAGUGCCGAAAAUCUGAAGGCUGCCAUUGCCGAUGCCAUUAACAAACGGUACACCAACUUUGACAAGCAGCUGGUCUCAGCCGUUGAGUACGACGCCGAUGCCCGCAUGAUAGUGGUGGACGUGAAGAAGGAAAAGGGAGAACGCAAGACGGACCUGGCCAAUAUGGCCUACUACAUGGAGAAAGAUGUGAAGGUGUUGCCUCUGUUCAAGAACCCGGAGAAGUUUGUGCCAGUCGUCGGCGGCCAGACGCUGGAGAUGGAGAACAUCCUGGUGUACUACGUGGAUGAGGACCCACCCACCUUCACCAUGAAGCACCUGUCGGGCGGCAUCAUCGCAGUCAUUGUGGUGGUGGUGCUGGCAGUGAUCGCCGGCCUGCUGGUUCUGUUCUUUGCCAGAAAGAGACAGAAUCAGAAGUACAACAAAGCCCAGCAAAGGGAAAUGGAGCCCAUGUAAAGUGUUCAUUGCAGCGGGAAUCUAUGAAGAAUCAGCUUGUAUAUUUUGGAAAAACUUAGCGGUGGGAUUGUGCCAAUUAUUCUUUUUACUUGAGGAAUACAGAUUUCUCUUUUUCUCGUCAAAGCUGGUACAUUAAUUUAUAGACUAAAGUCUUAAUGCAACACCCCUCUUCAUGACAUUAGGAACAUAGCUUUUUAAAACAUGCUCCUCACAUGCUGCAUUUUAAUGUUUGAAUGUGAUGAAUGGUCUGAUACUUGGCUUGUACAGUUUCCUACAAAUGUGUUUUGGUCUUGGUUUUUUUUUUUUUUAAUAAAAAUUUUUUUAAAGACAC
Pungitius pungitius (ninespine stickleback) is the source of this 1524-nucleotide messenger RNA. RefSeq names its product epithelial cell adhesion molecule (gene epcam). Lineage: Eukaryota; Metazoa; Chordata; Actinopteri; Perciformes; Gasterosteidae. The coding region runs from base 267 to 1193 and encodes 308 amino acids. Gene Ontology annotation, cellular component: membrane. The transcript is spliced from 9 exons. The record is from RefSeq and is a predicted model, not a curated record.